Messenger RNA from Eubalaena glacialis (North Atlantic right whale), 1068 nucleotides. Its product is annotated as tissue alpha-L-fucosidase-like. Lineage: Eukaryota; Metazoa; Chordata; Mammalia; Artiodactyla; Balaenidae. The record is from RefSeq and is a predicted model, not a curated record. Gene Ontology annotation, biological process: fucose metabolic process; glycoside catabolic process. Gene Ontology annotation, molecular function: alpha-L-fucosidase activity. Gene Ontology annotation, cellular component: lysosome.
AUGUUGACCAAGAAGAAAGGAGAGUUGGUUAGCAGGUAUGUAGUCCUGACAACAAAGCAUCACGAAGCCUUCACAAACUGGCCAAGUCCUGUGUCUUGGAAGUGGAACUCUAAGGAUCUGGGGCCCCAUCGUGAUUUGGUUGGUGAGUUGGGAACAGCCAUCCGAAAUAGGAACAUAUGCUAUGGACUCUAUCACUUACUCUUAGAAUGGUUCCUUCCUCUCUACCUAUGUGAUAAGAAAAAUGGCUUCAAAACACAGCAUUUUGUCUGCGCAAAAACAAUGCCAGAGCUAUAUGACCUUGUUAGCAGGUACAAACCUGACUUGAUUUGGUCUGAUGGAGAGUGGGAAUGUCCUGAUACUUAUUGGAACUCUACAAAUGUUCUUGCUUGGCUCUACAAUGAUAGGCCAGUUAAGGAUGUGGUCAUAGUAAAUAACCUAUGGGGUCAUUACUGUCGCCAUGGAGGAUAUUACAACUGUCAAGAUAAAUUCAGGCCAGAGACCUUGCCAGAUCACAAGUGGGAGAUGUGCACCUCAACAGACAAGCUGUCCUGGGGCUAUCGUCACGACAUGGCAAUGGGUGACAUCACAAGUGAAUCUCGAAUCAUUUCGGAACUGAUUCAGACAGUAAGUUUGGGAGGCAACUAUCUUCUCAACAUUGGACCAACUAAAGAUGGACUGAUUGCUCCCAUCUUCCAAGAAAGGCUUCUUGCUGUUGGGGAGUGGCUGAGCAUCAGUGGGGAGGCUAUCUAUGCCUCCAAACCAUGGAGGGUACAAUCUGAAAAAAACACGACCUCUGUGUGGUAUACCUCAAAAGGAUCAGCUGUUUAUGCCAUUUUCCUGCACUGGCCAGAAGAUGGAAUCUUAAGCCUUAAAUCCCCCAUAACUACUUCGACUACAGAGUUGACCAAGCUGGGAAUCGAAAACGAUCUGAAGUGGUCCACAAAUCCAGAUAAAGGUCUCCUCACGUACCUGUCCCAGUUACCACCCUCUGCUCUUCCGACUGAGUUUGCUUGGACUGUAGAGCUGACAGGAGUGGAGUGACCACUGGAGUUCAACAAGAAAGGGACA